This is a messenger RNA of Geosmithia morbida, 1296 nucleotides long. RefSeq names its product O-methyltransferase. Gene Ontology annotation, molecular function: O-methyltransferase activity. NCBI's taxonomy places the organism in Eukaryota, Fungi, Ascomycota, Sordariomycetes, Hypocreales, Bionectriaceae. The record is from RefSeq and is a predicted model, not a curated record. The transcript has 5 exons. Bases 1 to 1296 code for a protein of 431 amino acids.
AUGGCUUCCAAAGGGACCCCGGUCGACAUCUCGGUCGCACUCGCCCCCAAUGACGCUGACAGCAUUCCUCGUCUGGUGAAGGAGCUCCAGGAGGAGGUGGCCUCCCUGGCUACCGGUGGCGAUGAAGCCCGUCAUGAGCUGCUGCUCAAGGCGCGCACCUUGACCCAGGCCCUCGAGACCCCGAGGGAGACCAUGAUCAAGCACUGCUGGGGCCAGCAUAACAUGUACAUCGACGACCAUGACCCGGACGCUGACCUGAUGCAACCUCAGACCGGUGCCCUCGCUGGCCUCAACUUCGGCGUCGACACAGGGCUCUGGAAGCUCAUGGCCGAGAAUGGAGACAAGCCCCAGAAGGUUGCCGACCUCGCGGCCAAGAUCGGUGCCGACCCGGCCCUACUAGCCCGUCUUCUGCGCCAUCUCGGUGCCAUGGGAUACCUGAAGGAGACCGGUGUCAACGAGUACAAGCCCACCAACUUUACCAAGUCCCUGAGCAUCCCCAUCAUCGGCAACGGGUACCUUGCCAUGACGUCUUGCACCGGUGCCGGCCCGCUUCGCUUCCACGAAUACUCGCGCAAGCGUGGGCACAAGAACCCGUCCGACGCCAAGGACACGGCCAUGAUGUACGCCUACAACACCGAGCUCGACAUGUUUGCGUGGCAGCAAUCUCUGGGCUACGGCACGCACUUCAACGACCACAUGGGCGGAUACCGCCAGGGACGCCUCCCCUGGAUGGACCCCAAGUUCUUCCCCGUCAAGGAACGCCUCAUCGACGGAGCCGACACGGCACCCGACGCGCCCUUCCUCGUCGACAUCGGCGGCAGCGUCGGCCACGACCUCGCCCAGUUCAAGCAGUACCACCCGUCGCACCCCGGAAAGCUGAUCCUUCAGGACCUCCCCGUGGUCAUCGGUCAGAUCUCCGACCUGGACCCCACCAUCGAGAGGAUGGGCCACGAUUUCCUCGCUGAGCAGCCGGUCAAGGGCGCCCGCGCUUACUACAUGCACUCCUGCCUGCACGACUGGCCCGAUGAUGUGUGCCAGACCAUCCUCGAGAGGAUCAAGGAGGCCAUGAAGCCCGGAUACAGCAAGCUCCUCAUCAACGAGAACGUCAUCCCCGACCGCGACGCCUGGUGGGAGACCUCCGCCCUAGACAUGGUCAUGCUGACCCUGUUCUGCUCCAAGGAGCGUACCGAGGCCGACUGGUACCACCUCCUCGAGGAGCUUGCCGGUCUCAAGAUCGUCAAGAUCUGGUCCGGUGGCAAGGGCGUCGAGAGUCUGAUUGAGGUCGAGCGCGUCUAG